UAUAAUUAUGCCGUGUUUACGUUUUACAUUAAUCCUUGUUGUUUUUUGUCCUUUAAAAAAAAAAAAGGAAAAACCAAAAUACAACAAAGAAAUUUUCUUGACAUCCCAAACCGACAUUGAUGCAUAAAACUUGGAAAGCCCCAGACUGAAUCGAGCUGCAGCCAUGAGCCAUUGAAGAAGUAUAGUGGUAAAAGAUGCAAAUAUAAAGGAAAAGCAGGGCUAAGAAACAAAGUCCUCUGUCCUUAUUAUGCCCCAAAAAUGUUGUAAUUAACGAGCAGAGACAGCAGCAUGGGCUCUUCUCUCUCUCUCUCUCUCUCUCUCUCUCUCUCAGUUUGGGAGACAUCGAACCCCAACGCCACCUCCCCACUUGUCUGUUUGAGAAACGAGAGGGUGCCCUCCUUCAAAGCUACCAUUUUUCUUAUUUUCUUGGUUCUUAAUCUACAACUGACCCUUUUUUUCUUUGUUUCUUAAACUUGGACUAACUCAGUCUUAUUCUUAAAUCACACACACUUUUUUUCUUAUCCUACACCCAUCUUUACCUAUUUCUUUUUGGGUGGUUUUUGAAAUUAGCUAUGCUUGGAUGGUUUGGGGCAAAAUUUGGUUGCUUCAGAAGUAAGUAUUAAAUCCUUAUUCUUUUUGUUUCGUUUGGUUUUUAUUUUGGUUUUGCUUGUUGGGUCUGUGAAGUUGCAUUUUUUUAAUCAGAAAAACCCUAAAUAUUUUAUUUUUGGUUGAUUUAAGUUUCAAGCUUUUCUGGGUUUUAAAGUGGAAUUAUUAGUUUGUUUAUUUAUUAGGGUUUUAAGGUUUUUGGGGCUAUGAUCAGUUUGCUAAAAAUGGAGUGGCUACUUGGAUCAUUUUGGUUUACCUAGGUUUCAAUUUGUUUUUUUUGAAGUGAUUAAAAUGAUGCAAAGCCAUUUUUUCUUUAAUGGUAUUAUUUUGUUGAGUUGCAGGAGCCCUUGGUUGAGAUUUAGUUUGGUUAGGGUCCUUGAUAAGUAAAUUUCACCUUACUUUCAUUUCCCAUUUUUGUCAAUUAUUAUAAUUUCUGGUUGAACCGGAAAAAGGAUUAGAUUUUCAGUGAAAUCGGUCAAAUUACUUGUCUUGCUGGUGUAUGGAUCACAUGCAAUCAAUUGCUGGAUUAAAAUCUUAAAACUUUAUUUGUGGUUCAUUACUGAAUUAACUUUUAAGAUAUCAAUAUAUCAUGUGGUGAGAAAAGCAUUCAAAUUGUGUUCGAAACCAUAAAAAUAGAUUUUGGGUUAAAAUAAUCAAUUUAGGAGACUCUCACUUAUCACUUGUAAUUUUCGGAAAUUUAUAUUAUAAUUAAUUUUUUAAUCAUGUUUGAAAUUAUAUUAUAAAAGAAGUCACCUUUUCAAGAUUAAUAAUUUUUGCUAUCUUUGAUUAUAUUUGUAAAGAAACGUGAGAUUAUAGUACUACCUAGAUGGCCUGGAACGAGAGAGAUGUAAAUGGGAGAGAGAGGGGCCUGAUUGCAGAAAAUGGUUUCUUAAAAGAACCAUGGUCUUCUCCCGGUCCAAAUAUUUCAACAGCUGGUGUUACUUCAACGCAAAAGGCAUUUGAAGGGAAAGGUGCUCUUUCUUAUGCUAACAUUCUUCGGUCCAGGAACAAGUUUGUCGACGCCCUUGCCAUAUAUGAUAGUGUAUUGGAGAAAAAUAGUGGGUGUGUUGAAGCCCACAUUGGAAAAGGGAUAUGCCUGCAGAUGCAGAACAUGGGAAGGCCUGCUUUUGAGAGCUUUGCAGAAGCCAUCAGGUUGGAACCUCAGAAUGUUUGUGCUCUCACUCACUGUGGUAUACUAUACAAAGAUGAAGGUCGUCUGGUAGAUGCUGCUGAGUCUUAUCAAAAAGCUCUGAGAGCAGACCCUUCAUAUAAACCCGCUGCAGAAUGCCUAGCCAUUGUUCUAACUGAUUUGGGAACCAGCUUAAAGCUUGCUGGCAAUACACAGGAGGGAAUUCAGAAGUAUUAUGAAGCUCUUAAAAUAGAUCCGCACUAUGCUCCUGCAUACUAUAACCUUGGCGUUGUCUAUUCUGAGAUGAUGCAAUAUGACAUGGCCCUUAGUUGCUAUGAGAAGGCUGCAAUGGAGAGACCUAUAUAUGCUGAAGCAUAUUGCAACAUGGGUGUCAUUUAUAAAAACCGCAGUGACUUGGAAUCUGCCAUUGCCUGUUAUGAGAGGUGUCUAGCUGUGUCCCCUAACUUUGAAAUUGCAAAAAAUAAUAUGGCAAUUGCCUUGACAGAUUUGGGAACAAAGGUUAAGUUGGAGGGAGACAUUAACCAAGGUGUGGCAUUUUACAAGAAGGCUUUGUAUUAUAAUUGGCACUAUGCAGAUGCUAUGUAUAAUCUUGGGGUUGCUUAUGGUGAAAUGCUGAAGUUUGAUAUGGCAAUUGUGUUCUAUGAACUUGCUUUCUACUUCAACCCCCAUUGUGCAGAGGCAUGCAACAAUUUAGGAGUAAUAUACAAAGAUAGAGACAACCUUGAUAAAGCUGUAGAGUGUUAUCAGUUGGCUUUGUCAAUCAAACCAAACUUCUCUCAGUCGUUGAACAACCUUGGUGUUGUCUACACAGUUCAGGGUAAAAUGGAUGCUGCUGCUAGCAUGAUCGAGAAAGCUAUCAUUGCCAAUCCCACAUACGCAGAAGCAUAUAAUAAUUUAGGGGUUCUUUACAGAGAUGCUGGCAAUAUAUCCAUGGCUAUUACAGCUUAUGAGCAAUGCCUUAAGAUAGAUCCAGAUUCUCGUAAUGCAGGACAGAACCGGCUCUUGGCAAUGAACUACAUAAAUGAAGGAGAUGAUGAUAAACUUUUUGAGGCUCACAGGGACUGGGGAAGGCGAUUUUUGAGGUUAUAUCCACUAUACAAUUCAUGGGACAACCCAAAAGAUCCAGAACGACCUCUUGUGAUUGGAUAUAUUUCUCCAGAUUAUUUUACUCAUUCUGUGUCUUAUUUCAUUGAAGCCCCUCUUAUUUAUCAUGACUAUGGGAAUUACCAGGUGGUUGUGUAUUCAGCGGUAGUGAAGGCGGAUGCAAAAACUAAUAGAUUUAGGGAAAAAGUCAUGAAAAAGGGUGGGGUAUGGAGAGAUAUAUAUGGUAUUGAUGAAAAGAAGGUUGCAAGCAUGGUUAGAGAUGAUAAAAUUGACAUCUUGGUAGAGCUUACUGGUCAUACAGCCAACAAUAAAUUGGGAACCAUGGCAUGUCGACCGGCACCUGUUCAGGUGACUUGGAUUGGCUACCCCAAUACUACUGGUUUGCCAACUAUUGAUUACCGAAUAACUGAUUCACUUGCAGAUCCUCCUGGUACAAAACAGAAGCAUGUUGAGGAGUUAGUUCGACUACCAGAAUGCUUCCUUUGUUAUACUCCUUCCCCGGAGGCUGGACCUGUUUCACCAACUCCUGCUCUUUCCAAUGGCUUCAUUACGUUUGGUAGCUUCAAUAAUCUGGCAAAGAUAACACCCAAGGUAUUGCAAGUUUGGGCAAGGAUAUUAUGUGCUGUCCCAAACUCCCGUCUUGUGGUAAAAUGCAAGCCAUUUUGUUGUGACAGUGUUAGGCUGAAAUUUCUUACAACACUAGAGCAGCUGGGUUUAGAAUCUCUCCGUGUUGAUCUUCUCCCUCUAAUUCUUCUUAAUCAUGGCCACAUGCAAGCUUAUUCUCUUAUGGACAUCAGUUUGGACACUUUUCCAUAUGCUGGAACAACGACUACGUGUGAAUCACUAUACAUGGGAGUGCCAUGUGUUACCAUGGCUGGUUCAGUACAUGCUCACAAUGUUGGUGUCAGUCUUCUCAGCAAAGUUGGGUUAGGACAUCUGAUAGCCAAAAAUGAAGAUGAAUAUGUCCAGUUGGCACUACAACUGGCCUCAGACGUCACUGCUCUCCAUAACCUGAGAAUGAGUCUUCGGGACCUUAUGUCUAAGUCUCCUGUAUGUGAUGGACAGAACUUUAUCAGUGGUUUGGAGGCAAAAUAUCGUACCAUGUGGCACAGUUACUGCAAGGGUGAUGUCCCAUCUUUACAGUCUAUGGAAAUGUUACAAAGACAGGGUGUUCCUGAAGAUCUAACUAUCAAAACAGUGGAACCAGAAAGGGUCACAACCUCAAAAGAUACCUCCCCUGGGUCAGUCAAGUCUAAUGGAUUUAAUCAGGUUCCAUUGCCAAUGCUGAAUCUCACUAGUGAAGAGAACGGGAGUCAGUUGAACCAGACUACAAAUUUAGGCAAGCAGAGCUGACAUCAUAAUUUUUGGUGCAUAUGUAGCAUUUUGGUGGUUCCUUAAACUUUGAAACGAAGUCAUUACCUUCGUGGGGACAAUCCUCCUGUAAGGUACAACUAUUAUGACAAUAUCCACAUGAAUUGAGGCUGGUGGAUAACUAUGGUCGCAACUCCAUAUUACCUUCAAUAAUAUUCCAUUUUUUUUUGGGAGAAAGAAAGGCGGCGGAAAUGAGUAAAAAUAUGAUUUUGCUGUGUUCCUUUGAGAAGAAUAGCGGAUUGGGAAGAGAUUAUGAGCUACUGAUAUAGAUACCUGAAUUGCUGUCGCAUUUUUCUCCCCUGUACUAGAAUUGUAGAAAUUUAGCCCUGGUUAGUAUAUUUCGAGGACAGUUUUUGUGUUUGCUUUAGCGCGGCUCGUGUUUUAGUGGUUUUGAUAGUGGCAUUGCUGGUUGGCUUGCUGGAAGGAGGUGUUAUAAUAUAAUUUCAUGUUUUAAUGUCAUCCCAUAAACUCAAAUUUUGAUGGAACAGAACAGCCUAAUCAUCAGGCCUUUUUAUUAUUCAACAGCCUCAACUUGUACCUUUCAA
This is a messenger RNA of Durio zibethinus, 4776 nucleotides long. NCBI's taxonomy places the organism in Eukaryota, Viridiplantae, Streptophyta, Magnoliopsida, Malvales, Malvaceae. The record is from RefSeq and is a predicted model, not a curated record.